This is a messenger RNA of Adineta ricciae, 1098 nucleotides long. The record is from the annotation of a GenBank genome assembly. Lineage: Eukaryota; Metazoa; Rotifera; Eurotatoria; Adinetida; Adinetidae.
AUGGAUAAUCGUGAUGAUGUUAUACCACACAAUCUUCUUGCUUUAAAGGGCGAUGAAUUUUUUAAAUGGGUAAAACAAUUUGGUGGUGAAAUGUUAUGUGAAAUAUUGAAGAUUCAGCUAAUGGAUUCUGUUGAAAUUAACUUGAACAAAUCGCCAAAUAAUUAUCGUUAUUCGAAAUCUAUUGAACAAUUUGCUCUGUCGUCAUAUACACUAGGUGGCAAGAUGACAUAUCAAUUUGUUAGAUUGAAUUUAUCUCCUGCUUUACCCAGUGUACAAACGUUGAAUAAACUAUUAUCGAACGAUGAUCUUAAAAUAAAUGAGGCACAGUUUCAUUUUGAUAAAUUGCAAGAAUAUCUUAAUCAAAUUAAAGUCAAUUACGCUUUCGGUGCAGAAGAUUGUACAGGUGUUAUCCGAAGAAUAAAUUAUGAUCAAACAACAAAUUCAUUCGUGGGAUUCAUCACGCCACUAGUUAAUGGUAUACCAAUUUACAAAUAUUAUCCAACAAAUUCCUUCGAUAAAUUAGAAUCAUGGUUCAGCUCAACAGAAAAAUCAUCUUUGUUGAACAUUCUUAUGAUUCAGCCUUUACCAUCACCAAAUAAUUCAACUAUUCCAUCCGCAUUUUUAUUGUCUGGUUAUGGUGUUAUUAACACCGUCAAAACAUUAUUUGAUUUGACAAUAUCAGUAAAAUGGUCUUGUUUGUAUCUAAAACCUAAACAGUUGCUACUGUUCUUUCAAGAUCCUAUCCAUUUAGUGACUAAAUGGAGAAAUCGAUUAUUAUCUUCUACAGCUCAACUUCGUUUUGGUCAGCAAUAUAUCUCAAUUGAACAUUUAAUCGAUAUCAUCGAGAAUUCAAGUUAUUGCAAACUAGAUCAUGGAUUGACUCGAAGUGAUUUAAGUCCAAAAGAUCGCCAGAAUUUUAGCUCAUGUGUCAAGAUUACUUCAGAUGAUAUGUUGUCUAUAUUGGCAGCUGGUGAUGAUACUUAUGGAACAUUUGUGUAUUUAUAUUUACUAAAAAAGUCGAUAUCAGCUUAUGUUGAAAAAACAACAAAAAUCAACGAACGUAAGUGGAUUCAUUUUUGGGAUAGAAUAGAAAACUAA